Messenger RNA from Hippocampus comes (tiger tail seahorse), 829 nucleotides. Its product is annotated as CD59 glycoprotein-like. The coding region runs from base 287 to 781 and encodes 164 amino acids. The transcript has 3 exons. NCBI's taxonomy places the organism in Eukaryota, Metazoa, Chordata, Actinopteri, Syngnathiformes, Syngnathidae. The record is from RefSeq and is a predicted model, not a curated record.
GCCACCCACGUGAAAUACGUCCGACGAUAUGACACGCGUCACUUUUUCCACAACUGCGACAAACCCUCACUGACUGGCUAAGAGACAACCGAAGCGGGCGACGGAAUCAUUUGAAUCUUUCUUGGCUAAACGUUUGUUUUGUGCGCUUUUUCAGUGCGUUGGUGAAUGAAUUGCUGAAAAGACUUCAGUGUUCAUUUCAUAAACAGACGACACGGUUUCGGUCGCAUCGGCCAGCGCGCUCAAUCGUCCUUUGUGUGUCUCUUUGUGUGUCUCUUUGUGUGUCCAGAUGUGUGAUGUGUGCGUGUGGAGGAGGACGAGGACAACGGCGCAUUGUGGACGGCCGCCUGAGUGGAAGCGUCCGUGCGACUCGCGCGUUGAGUGGAAUGCAGCAGAAGAAGAAGACAUGUCGCCACGCGCGGAUCGAAUCCUGGUCCUGGUCCUGAUCAUCAUGACGACCUCCGUGCGGCAAGGUAGCGCUCUCCGCUGCUACAAGUGCUCUGACUACACCGGCCGCUGUGAGAACGUCCACGAGUGCACGUACGAGGACGCCUGCCUCACGCUCAGCGUCCAAGGCGGCAAAACGGUGCGGCAGUGCAUCCGCUACACGGACUGCGACAACUCGCGUCUGUCCCAGAUGUUCCCGGCCAUGCCGCCCUUCUCCUACCGCUGCUGCAACAACAACCUGUGCAACUCCAGCGGUGCGCUGCGCGUGGCCCCGCCCGCCCCGCUGCUGCUGCUGCUGAUUGGCUGGCUGCUGAGCGCGCUGGUCUUCGGCCUGUGAGGUCACGUGACCUUGGUCUGCUUUUCAUUAAAAACUAAAUCAAAAGUU